UGUAUUAGACCAAGAAAAGUUCACCACUAAAUAAUUCAACAAUAUUCGCCAUAAAGGAGACUCAUUCUUGCUAAAUCCCCCACAAAACAUAAGUCUCUGCAUCUCAGACCACAGCAUGUAUGCUGUUAAGCCCUCUGAACAUAUGCUGCCGAUUCUGGUGCUCCUCCUCGUCUCGCUAGUCCCUCCGGCCAUUUCUGCCUUCGACCGUCUGCGCGUGGACCUGACCCACGUCGACGCGGGCCGGAACUUCACCAAAUUCGAGCUCCUGCAGCGCAUGGCGCUCCGAAGCAGGGCCCGGGGCGCGAUGCUCGCGCCCAAGGCCGCGGGGGGUUCCGCCAAUUCGAUAUCCACAACUGACGUGCCUGUCUCGCCGAAUGCCGGUGAGUACACCAUCGGAGUUUCCAUCGGCACGCCGGCACAGCCUCUUCUGCUCAUCCUUGACACUGGUAGCGAUCUCGUCUGGACGCAGUGCCAGCCCUGCCUCUCGUGCUUCGACCAGAGCUUUCCUUUGUACGAUCCUUCACAGUCAUCCACCUACUCGCGGCUCGCCUGCUCCAGCAAGCUCUGCCAGGCUCUUCCACUAUCCGCCUGCCACGCACAAUGCCUCUAUCUUUACAGUUACGGCGACAACUCAACCACCGUCGGCACUCUCGCCAGCGAGGCCUUCACCUUCGGGUCCGCUAACAACGUCACGGUCCCAAACCUCGGGUUCGGCUGUGGGUUUCUCAACGGGGGCAUCUUCAACAACGAAUCCGGGAUUGCCGGCUUCGGUCGCGGGCCCUUGUCUCUCAUCUCUCAGUUAGGAGUCGGAAAGUUCUCUUACUGCUUCAUUUCCUACGAUGACGACGAUUCGAAGAGCAGCGCACUCAUGUUAGGAUCAGCUGCCAAUCUAAACGGCAGCUCUACUAACUUCCGGUCGACUCCGUUCAUUAUGAAUCCUUCACGGCCAACCUUCUAUUACCUCUCUCUCGACGGUAUAACGGUCGGCACGACCCGUCUACCGAUACCGAAGUCGGCAUUCGCGCUGCAGCAAAUCGGGACUGGCGGAGUGAUCAUAGACUCCGGCACGUCCAUCACACAGCUAACCACGGUUGCUUACAAGCUCGUGAGGAGCGCCUUCUUGUCACAGGUGAAGCUGCCCGUGGCUAACAGCACCGCAGAGGGCUUCGACCUUUGCUUCUCGCUGCCGUCGUCUCCAUCAGCAAAGGUGGACGUGCCGAAGCUGAUAUUCCACUUCGAAGGCGCAGAUAUGGAUCUGCCGCGCGACAACUACUUGCCUCAGGAUUCCAGCGUCGGUUUAAUGUGCUUGGUGAUGUUCGAUUCCGGCGGCAAAAUCUCUAUAAUUGGUAAUUUUCAGCAGCAGAAUAUGCACAUAGUCUACGAUCUGGACGAUCAGAAGUUAUCUUUUGCUCCUGCGCGGUGCGAUCAGCUGUAAUCUUAAUUAAUGAGUGAGAUUGUUUCAAUUGAAGGUCUGUUUCAAUUGAAAGGUCCUGUAUUUCAUAAUAAAAAAAAUAUAUAUAGCCCUGUUAGUAGAUAUUCCAAAGCUCGAUUGCUUAUGUCGAGCAUUU
Messenger RNA from Ananas comosus (pineapple), 1568 nucleotides. Its product is annotated as aspartic proteinase nepenthesin-1-like. Gene Ontology annotation, cellular component: extracellular region. Gene Ontology annotation, molecular function: aspartic-type endopeptidase activity. The coding region runs from base 116 to 1435 and encodes 439 amino acids. Gene Ontology annotation, biological process: proteolysis. The transcript has 2 exons. The record is from RefSeq and is a predicted model, not a curated record. NCBI's taxonomy places the organism in Eukaryota, Viridiplantae, Streptophyta, Magnoliopsida, Poales, Bromeliaceae.